AUGGCACAGCUGAUCGACUCCCCGCACGCGGAGAUGAAGCGAAUACUCGACGUCCAGAAGAAGGCGUUCAUCGCCAACGGCGCGCCGUCGACGCAGGAGCGCAUCCGGCGCAUCGACGUCGCCAUCAAGCUGCUCCUCGACAACGCGGACGCGCUCUGCGCCGCCGUCGACGAGGACUUUGGCGGGCGGCCCGUCAAGUUCACGAAGUUCGUCGACGUCGCGACGGUCGUCGACGGGCUGAAGAACGCGCGCGCGCACGUCGCCAAGUGGUCGGCGCCGCACCGCCGCGGCGUCGAGUUCCCGAUGAACCUCGCGGGCGCGUCGAACGCCGUCGAGUACGUGCCCAAGGGCGUCGUCGGCGUCAUCUCGCCCUGGAACUACCCCGUGUCGCUCCUCUUCAACCCGCUCGCGGGCAUCUUCGCCGCGGGCAACUCGGCGAUGCUCAAGCCGUCCGAGUUCGUGCCCAAGACCGCGGAGCUCGUGCGGAAGCUCGUCGCCGAGGCCUACGACGAGAGCGUCUGUUGCGUGGUCACGGGCCACGCGGACGUCGCCGCGACGUUUAGCAGCCUGCCCUUCGACCACCUCAUGUACACGGGGUCGACGCGCGUCGGCAAGAUCGUCGCCCGGGCCGCGGCGGAGAACCUCGUGCCCUGCACGCUGGAGCUGGGCGGCAAGUGCCCCGUCAUCGUCGGCGCGUCCACGGACCUGAACGUGACGGCCAUGCGCGCGCGCGCCGCGUCCUUCGGCGCCGUCAUGAACGCGGGGCAGACGUGCAUCGCGCCGGACGUCGUCUUCGUGCCC
Aureococcus anophagefferens is the source of this 801-nucleotide messenger RNA. RefSeq lists its product as hypothetical. The annotation marks the transcript as partial. Gene Ontology annotation, molecular function: aldehyde dehydrogenase (NAD+) activity. NCBI's taxonomy places the organism in Eukaryota, Pelagophyceae, Pelagomonadales, Pelagomonadaceae. The record is from RefSeq and is a predicted model, not a curated record. Gene Ontology annotation, cellular component: cytoplasm. Gene Ontology annotation, biological process: aldehyde metabolic process. The transcript is spliced from 3 exons.